AUGGCGGAUCCAACCUCACCUAGCCCUUAUUCAGAGUACAAGAGAUUCGAGCCCAAGCAAAAGGUGGAACUCAAUCCGCCCAAGAAUGAUUUGAUCACACUGGAAGAGUUGAGUCAAUGUGAUGGAACUCAUCCGGACAAGCCAACAUUGGUUGCGAUCAAGGGAACCAUCUUCGAUGUCUCCAAGAAUGCUGCCUAUGCUGAGAAAGGCCAAUAUCAUGUCUUUGCCGGAAAGGAUCCGUCUCGCGCACUCGCCCUGUCGAGCUUGAAAGCCGAAGAUUGCGUCCCCGAGUGGGAUGACCUGGAUGAUAAGUACAAGACAGUGCUAGAUGAGUGGUAUGCCUUCUUCAGCAAGCGGUACAACAUUGUGGGAAAGGUCAGUACAGAAGCUCUGAGACUGUGUUUGACCAGGCUUGUUGGCGAGAACGAAGAUCAUUAG
Rhinocladiella mackenziei CBS 650.93 is the source of this 438-nucleotide messenger RNA. RefSeq lists its product as uncharacterized. NCBI's taxonomy places the organism in Eukaryota, Fungi, Ascomycota, Eurotiomycetes, Chaetothyriales, Herpotrichiellaceae. The transcript is spliced from 3 exons. Bases 1 to 438 code for a protein of 145 amino acids. Gene Ontology annotation, cellular component: membrane; endomembrane system. The record is from RefSeq and is a predicted model, not a curated record.